CUCACACACCCCCAUCAACCGGCUGAAGUUGCUUAGCUAAAAUAUAAACCCCCGCACAGAGGAAAACAGCUCCCUGUGACCGUGGACCAAAACCCGCGAAUAUUUUUUAAAAUAAAAAGAAAUCAGAUGAAAAAGUAGAAAAGCUGACGUCACCGUACCUUUGACUCUUUUACUUUCUCUGUCUUCUUUAAACCCACAGCUCUCUUUUGUCUUCUCCAAUCUGAUUCUUCUUCUCCAUAUCUCUCUCUCUCUACAUUUCUUCGUAGUUCUCCGAAACCAAAAAAUGGGAAGGGACGACCUCUACAUCACGGUGCCGAGCUUUUUCCGGUGCCCGAUUUCACUUGACGUGAUGAAGUCCCCCGUGAGCCUCUGCACCGGGGUCACCUACGACCGCGCCAGCAUCCAGCGCUGGCUGGACGACGGCAACAACACCUGCCCCGCCACCAUGCAAGUCCUCUCUUCUAAGGACUUCGUACCCAACCGCACCCUCCACCGCCUCAUACAGAUCUGGUCCGAAUCGGUGCGUCUCCGAAAGGCGCGAUUCGAGAUCGACAACAGCAGCAACUCCAAAGACCAGGUGGUGGAGCUGAUUCAGCAGAUGCACCGCCACACCUCCUCCUCGUCUGUGGAUUCGCUGGCCAAGAUUCUGCGGUUCGCCAAGGAGUCCGAAGACAACAGGAAGUUCCUCGCCAACUGCGACGGCUUUGCGGCGCUGCUCGUGGAGGCUCUCGCCGGCGGCGGCAAUGCCGCCGACGGGAGCAACAACAUUCGCAUUCUCGAGCAAAUCGUCAGGAUCAUUCAUUUUCUGAUUGGAGAAAUCCAAGACUCCGACGAAUUGGUGAGGUUGAUGCUGAAGAAGAGCGGCGCCGGCGCCGGAGAUUGCUUGGCUUCUCUGCUGCUUGUUCUCCAACGGGGAAGCGCCGAGUCUCGAAUCGCCUCGGCUAGGGUUAUGGAGUCGAUCGCCGUGAGCGCUGAGUCCAAGCUCUUGGUCGCAGAGCGGGACGGAGUGUUGCCGGAAUUGUUGAAAUUAACGAGUCCGGAAAAAGAUUCCACCCUAAUCGAAGCCGGACUGUCGUGCCUCAUCGCCGUUUCGGUGCCGAAACGCGUGAAGGUGAAACUAGUCCAACUCGGCGCCGUCAGGUCUCUGUCCAAAUUGUUGUCGGACUCGAACUCCACGACGUCGACGAUCGAGAAGGUUCUGAAGCUGCUCGAAACGGUGUCGUCGGUGAAGGAGGGGCGGGCGAAGAUUUGCGAGGCGGAGGAGGAGGAAGGAGGCGACUGCUGCGUGUCGGCGAUCGUGCAGAGACUGCUGAAGGCGUCGAGCACGGCGACGGAGCACGCGGUGAUGAUUCUGUGGAGCGUGUGCUACUUGUUCAAGGAGCGAUCGGCGCAGGAGGCGGUGACGAAGGCCAACGGGUUGACCAAGAUUCUGCUGUUGAUGCAGAGCAAUUGCUCGCCGUGCGUCCGGCCAAUGGCCGCCGAUUUGCUUAAGAUUUUCCGGGUGAAUUCCAAGUCCACCAUUUCGUGUUAUGAUACCAAGACAACUCAUAUUAUGCCCUUUUGAGACAAAAACCCAAAGGAGAGAGAUUGUAAAUGACAAAAAAUUUUGUUAGCGAGUACAAAUUACCAAGGAGGCAAGGAGAAAUUGAAAUUCAUUACAUUUGAUUUUUAAUUUGGUUAUUUCUGGUUAUUGGAUUCACCAUCCCUCGUCUUAGUAACGUUUUCUCGAAUUUGAUGUCGGAUCAAUAAUCGAAUUGUAAAGAGAAUUCAAGGUUUGUUUUUGUGAUUGUGAUUUCUUUUACUAGUGAAGGGAGCAUUAGAACAGAAAAUGAGGAGUGAAGUUAAAGGUAGUGGGUAAUGGACUAAUGGGUGAUUCCACUUUGGUUGGUGUUGCUGCAUUGCAAUGAUCCUUAAUUAUUUUGGUUAGAUCAAAUCAAUGGAACCAGUAGCUAUCAAUACCCAACCACACUUAUACAUCAUUGUGUAAGCAAGAAAUGUAUGUAAAACGACCCAUCAUUUGUCA
Messenger RNA from Rosa chinensis, 2023 nucleotides. Its product is annotated as U-box domain-containing protein 28. Bases 284 to 1564 code for a protein of 426 amino acids. Lineage: Eukaryota; Viridiplantae; Streptophyta; Magnoliopsida; Rosales; Rosaceae. Gene Ontology annotation, biological process: protein ubiquitination. Gene Ontology annotation, molecular function: ubiquitin protein ligase activity. The transcript has a single exon. The record is from RefSeq and is a predicted model, not a curated record.